GACAGCUCUCACAUAAGCUACAACUACAGUAUUCAUACCCAAAGCCAACAACAACAAAAUGAAGUACGCCGUUAUAUUUGCUCUCUUCCUUAUGGUUGCCGUCGCACACUGCAGUUCCUAUGGCAGCCGUAAUGAUGAACACGACCACCACGAUGACCAUGACGACCAUAAGUUAAAUCAACAUGACCAAAAGAAUGAUCAACACAAUGAACAUAAAGGCCAAGGCCAGGGUCAUGGCGACGAACACGGUCAUGUCGAUCAGCACGAUGAUCAUAAAGACAGCCACCAUAACAACCAACCUGGUCAUCACUAAGUGGCAACGGCUUAUUGACGCUCCUUCUCGAUGUGUACCGGAAUUCUGCAAAAGUUUUAAUCUAAAGUUUUGAGUUGGCUUUGUACAACAAUUUUUGGUGUUAACAAGAAAAGUAAAUAAAUAUUGAAAUGUUGUAACAA
Messenger RNA from Bactrocera tryoni, 453 nucleotides. Its product is annotated as urease accessory protein UreE-like. The transcript is spliced from 2 exons. Bases 59 to 313 code for a protein of 84 amino acids. The record is from RefSeq and is a predicted model, not a curated record. Lineage: Eukaryota; Metazoa; Arthropoda; Insecta; Diptera; Tephritidae.